Messenger RNA from Cherax quadricarinatus, 1301 nucleotides. The record is from RefSeq and is a predicted model, not a curated record. NCBI's taxonomy places the organism in Eukaryota, Metazoa, Arthropoda, Malacostraca, Decapoda, Parastacidae.
UGUUUUAACGCUAAAAUAAGGUGCAGUUAAUACUAGGAGGUGUGUGAGGCAGGCAGUGAGGUCUGCCUGGUGUGUGAGGCAGUGUGUUGGGUGGCAGACUCACGCUGUUACUAUCUGUAUACACUAUUGAUAUUGUAGUCGUCUGACUUUGGAUGAAGAAAGUAAAGAUAACAUCAGGCAAGAUAAAUCACCCCGGGGAAGAAAUUAAAUUCUAAACACAAGUAUUAUACAGCAUUUGAAAAGGAAGUGUUGAAGAUUUAUGUCUGUUAUAUUGCUUCCAAUAUCUCUCUUAAGGUAACUCCUGGAAAAAAAUUGAAUUAUAAAAACAUUCUGGAAAGGAAAAACAAUUUCAAGACUUUUGUAUAGCCAGAGUACAGUAACAGCCUUGUUAGGUCCACUGACUUAGGGCAACUGGAUUAACAAUAUUGUUAUUCAAUUAAAGUAAAGCUAAACUUUUGAGGGCCAUUCAGGGCUGAGGACCUUCGGGGACCAUGGGCAAGUUUACGGGUCGUCGAGCGCUAGUGACUGGAGCUGGGGAUGGUAUUGGCAGAGAAAUUGCUGUCAGACUACUAGAGAUGGGCGCAGAAGUCUUCGCUCUGAGCAAAACUGCCUCCCAUCUUGAAUCUUUGAAAACAGAGUACCCAAGUAUCCAGAUCAUCUGUGUUAACUUAAGUGACUGGAAUGCUGCUAGGGAAGUAGUACAGAAAAUAACUCCCAUUCAUUUUCUGGUAAAUAAUGCAGCAUGUACUUCCUUGCAACCAUUUCUAACGGCUACACCAGAGAGUUUCGACGAGCUGUUCAGCGUGAACGUGAAGGCAGUGAUGAAUGUAUCACAAGUGGUGGCUGGCGACCUUAUAGCAAGAGGACAGAAAGGCGCUAUUAUCAACCUAUCAUCUCAGGCGGGUCAGUCUGCUCUUAAGGAUCACACUGUGUACUGCGCCUCUAAGGGAGCGCUGAACAUGCUGACCAAGGUCAUGGCUCUGGAGCUAGGACCGAAAGGGAUCCGUGUGAAUGCAGUGUGUCCUACUGUGGUGAUGACGACCAUGGGGCGCAAAGCAUGGUCUGAUCCAGCCAAAGCUGCGCCCAUGUUGGCUCGCAUACCCCAAGGAAGGUUUGCUGAAGUGAGUGAUGUGGUGAACGCCGCAGUGUACUUACUCUCUGAGGAAAGUGACAUGGUUAAUGGUCAUCUUCUUGCUGUUGAUGGUGGCUACUCGGCAGUGUGAUCCACAAGACACUUUAAUUUGUGUCAGUUUCUGUUAUUCUUGCACAAUAUAAAUCUCAAAUAAAAAUAAUUAUUAAUA